Messenger RNA from Vitis riparia (riverbank grape), 1867 nucleotides. RefSeq lists its product as uncharacterized. The record is from RefSeq and is a predicted model, not a curated record. Gene Ontology annotation, biological process: clathrin coat disassembly; clathrin-dependent endocytosis. Gene Ontology annotation, cellular component: cytoplasm; intracellular membrane-bounded organelle; vesicle. The transcript has 7 exons. NCBI's taxonomy places the organism in Eukaryota, Viridiplantae, Streptophyta, Magnoliopsida, Vitales, Vitaceae. Gene Ontology annotation, molecular function: clathrin binding. The coding region runs from base 62 to 1522 and encodes 486 amino acids.
CCACUUCAUUUACAUAUUCCGGCAACGUUCCCUAUUCUCCGGCGGCAUCUGCCCGGGAAAUAUGGACGAGUCAUGGAGAAUGCGAAUGGGAAUGCACAAUCUUCCAAGGAGAAAAUCAACUGAGGAGACCUCGUCGCAGCGGUCGCGGAAAACCUUUUCCGGCGAAUCCAGAACCAUGCACCCCGAGGACUUCAGCGACGUCUUCGGCGGGCCGCCUCGGAGCGUGUUAUCGCGCCAAUACUCCGGCGACUUCACGGCGAGAGCCCGGUCGAAUUCGUUCUACGAAGAGAUUUUCCGGCCGGCGGACCUGGGAGCUCCGGCGAGAAGCGGCCGGGUGUUGCCGGUGUUCAGGAUUCCGGGGAAUCGAAAGGGGGGAGGAGGGUUUUACAGCGAUAUAUUUGGAUCGGACGAUGAUCGGCGGUCGAGGACGAGGUCGAAGCCGAACUCGAAGUCGAAGUCGAAGUCGAACUCCUCGUCGGUGUUGAGCUCGGAGGAGUUGAGUCCUCUGAGGCCGGUGAUCGGAGAUGACGUGGCAUUGUCUUCAUUCGCAUCAAAGCUCAGGCCAAUUAAUGUCCCAUCUAGAUGGAGCUCAUCCAUGAUGAUGCCAGAGGAAUAUUCAAGGAAACAAGGGAUGCCAGCUUUUCCAUGCAAUCCUUCCCCCUAUGUUGAAAACCAUUUCAUGAAAACUGAAUAUGAUGAUGAUUCUAGCUCCAUUUUUGGAUUCUCCCAACGGGUCUCAUUCCCAGAAACUAUCAGUGUCGAACCCAAUUCUUAUGGUAGCAUCAAAGUGUCCAUUGAUGAUCUUGAGCUCAAUUCCCCUUCAUCUGCCGUGUCUUCAGUUUGUCAAGCUCCAGAGGCCAAACCCAGGAUUCCAGACGAUGAGUUGUUGCAAGGACAAGAAACCGAACAAGAAGAUGAUGAUGAAGUUAUGAGCUCUUAUGUUAUUGAGAUCACCCCUGACCGCAGGGAGGGCACAGAUGAAGCAGAUGCCCUUGAUGAAGCAAUUGCUUGGGCCAAAGAGAAGUUUCAGACUCAUAGUUCUGAGAAAGAAUGGAGCAUUAGACCACAGGAAACCGAGCACUUCGUAGAGAUGGAAGAUAGGCCUAACUCCCGUGAAUUCAGAGUUCCACAGAUGGAUGAACAUGGAAUGAUGCAGUCUCCCGCGGAAGAUAAAUGGGCAACAGAAGACAAACAACAAAUGGAAAAAGAUAUGGAAAUAGAGCUACUGGAUGAAGAUGUAAGGUUGUGGUCAAGUGGCAAGGAAGCCAACAUUCGCCUGCUGCUCUCAACACUACAUCAUAUUCUGUGGCCUAACAGUGGCUGGUAUGCCAUUCCCCUAACAAGCCUGAUAGAGACCUCACAGGUGAAGAAGGCUUACCAGAAAGCGAGGCUGUGUCUUCACCCAGAUAAACUGCAACAAAGAGGAGUGACACCCCCACAAAAAUAUGUUGCAGAGAAAGCCUUUUCCAUCCUCCAGGAUGCAUGGGCUGCAUUCAUCUCCCAAGAUGUCUUCUUCAGCUAGUGGGCGAUGAACUUGGUUUCAAGGCCAAUAAUCAGCAAGUAAAAUUGUAUUAUAUUUUUCUUGUGGUUUACCAGACAUCUAGAUCUCCUUCCUUUUGGAUUGGCCAAUAACUUUAUCAGCAAUGAAGAUGGUGAAGCUGAUUGAUGAUGCCGGCAAUUAUCGUAAUUAUGAAGGAGAUGAUCAUGACUGCUUUUGGUAUUUCACUUUGUAUAAUAUGGCAGGCUUCAAAGAAAAAAGAGAAAAAACAAAAUAUUGUAGUUUUUCCAUCUUGGCUUUUUCCCAAUUUUCAUCUCCUUUUCUUCCCUUGAGGGCUUUGAAUGCAUGCUGCUUUUCCUUCCCUUGCUA